Molecule: messenger RNA, 2095 nt
Organism: Mus caroli (Ryukyu mouse)
Lineage: Eukaryota; Metazoa; Chordata; Mammalia; Rodentia; Muridae
Gene: Atg10
Product: autophagy related 10
Biological process (GO): autophagosome assembly; protein lipidation; autophagy of mitochondrion
Cellular component (GO): cytosol
Molecular function (GO): Atg12 conjugating enzyme activity
Source: RefSeq, a predicted model, not a curated record
UCCUGCCGCCCUGGCCCCGCCCCGUCCCACCCCGCCCCGUGCGCGCCGCCGGCUCCAGGUCAGGGCGAGCGAGCGGGUUCUCAUUAACAUGGAGGAUGAGUUCUUUGGAGAAAAGAGCUUCCAACAUUAUUGUGCAGAAUUCAUCAGACAUUCACAACAGAUUGGCGAUGGCUGGGAAUGGAGAACAGCCAAGGAAAGUUCUGAUGGCUACAUGUGCAAAACACAGUUUCGAAUGAAGAAUGAGACCUCGACAGCACAUGUGGGAACAGCUGCCAGUGUGCUUACAUGUCUCCCUACAGAGGAGAAUUUAGAGCUACCAAUGGAUGAUUCUGAAGUGACAAAACCUGCAGCGGUGGCAGAAGUGAUUAAACAUGAGUACCAUGUCUUAUACUCUUGUAGCUACCAAGUGCCAGUUCUUUACUUUAGGGCAAGCUUUUUAGAUGGGAGACCGUUAGCUCUGGAGGAUAUAUGGGAAGGUGUUCAUGAGUGCUAUAAGCCGCGGCUGCUCCAGGGACCGUGGGACACCAUCACCCAACAGGAGCAUCCGAUACUUGGGCAACCAUUUUUUGUUCUACAUCCCUGCAAGACAAAUGAAUUCAUGACUGCUGUGCUAAAGAAUUCACAGAAAAUCAAUAGAAAUGUCAACUAUAUCACAUCAUGGCUGAGCCUCGUGGGGCCAGUGGUUGGUCUGAAUUUACCUCUGAGCUAUGCUAGAGCAACAUGACAAUCGGAGUGACGUGUUAACAAGCAAGAUCCGCUGGUCUUAGAAACUGCAGCAUGAAGAUUGCCAAGAGCUGUACAUGGAAAUGGGACUGCAAUAUCUCACAUCACCAAGAUUUGAUGGGGAUUUCUUUCCUCAGAAAGAAGACAUCUGCAGAAACCUGUUUGGAAUAGAACAUGUUGUGUGGAAGAAACAUGUCACAGAUUCCGAUCACUAUAAAUAACGAGAAUGAACCUACUUCGGUGAUAAUGUCAUUUCUGAUGUCAUCAGGGCGUGCACAGGUCGCUUUUGCCUAGGCACAGUUCUCAGUUCUCCUGCUGUGGAGAUUGAUGGGGAAGUGUAUUUGUGUGCUCGCUUUAGUGUACGAUGAAUGAAAAUUAAAAUGUAGAACUUGCCUGUUUCUGAAAAUUAAUGUAAUAAAUAUGACACAUCUCAAAUUAUUCUCCCACAGUCCAAUUCAGGAGCAAUGGAUUAUUUCUCUAUCACUCACCAAAAAAAAAAAGUGUGUAUGUGGUGUGUGUGUGUAUGUGGUGUGUAUGUUAACACACACAUAAAAAAUUAGAUGCAGAAUAAAGAAUAGCUGAUCAUUUUAAUAUAAUAAUGUGUUUUACAAGCUAAGUAUGGAAUGGUAACUACAGGUUUUUUAAAUAGCUAUAGAAAACAUUUAAGCAUUGCAAAUGCCUUUUUUUUUUGAUAAAAAUAACACAAUCAUUUUCCUUCUUCCUAUGAGACCCACGACUGCUCUGUUGAAUUACUGCAGGCCUCUCUUCAUAGCCCUACAAUGUUCUGUGUAAUAUGAGAAUAACAAACUGUCUCAUAAUGUUGCUGUGAGAACUAUAUGAAGUCAUUAACACACAAUUAUUGAAAAGUGUAUACAAAUACUAAUUAAAUACUCACCUGCUGCAUAAUUGACUACUGAUACUUUAUCUCAUAAUAUGUUUCAUAGCCAGCAAGGCAUCAAGUCAAAACUUAUCUGGAGGAAUAAGAGGUUGCUUUAUUUUAGAUUUUUGUUUUCUAGAAGGUGAAAGUAAGUGGAAAAUACAAUUUUUAUAGUUCCUUCCGUGAACUGUGCCCAGCAGAAUCACCUGAGGAUGGCGUAUACCUACAAAUGCCAGAGCCACCUUCUGGAACAUCCUGCCUGGGGUAACCUUGGCAGCCAUACUCCCUGGAAAACCUCUGCUUUGGAUUAACCUUUACGAUAGCAUUGGUUUAUGUUCCAUUAGUCCCAGCAAGCCUUGUUGGUCUCUAAAUGAGAGACUUGCUUCCUGGUGUUUGUCAACACAGGGUUCCAUCAUAACCUGAUAAACUCACUGUUAAUAAUACUGUAAGCUGAUAAUACUGUAAGCUGAAAAUGUGUUUAAUAAAUCUGACCUA